AUGGGUCUUAGCCCCAUUUUUGGGUUUUACACAGAUUAUCCGCCAAAAGGAAUUAUACCGCUGAAGAUUCGAAGCUUCAUCUGGCGAGCUUGUUUGAAUGCUCCGGUGGUUCGCCAAAAUCUUAAACGAAGACAUGUGGAUCUUGAGGAUGUUUGUGCUCGAUGUGGUUGUGGUGGGGAAUGUCAGGUUAUGGAAGAAUCAAAAUGCUGCAAUUUUUUAGGGGCAUCAUAUGAAUCCACAGGAUAUUGUUCUCACAAAUUGUGGAUUUUGUGGCGGCAAGAGGCGAGUAUACCUCUUAUAAAUGAUCAACCGAGACCUCCAGAGUGGGACCGUAGUGAGUUCCAAGCCUGGCAAAAAUCGGCUGCUAGCUGGAUGAAAUUUAAUUACAAUGGCGCUUGGACACAAGCGCAAAUGAGGGGUGAAGCAGGAUGGGUGGCUCGGGAUAGUAAUGGCUGGAUGGAAAUGGCUGGAGGUGUUGAGGGUUUUUUGGGUCAACCGGCUCUAGCUACGGAAGCGGAAGCAGUACAGGAGGCUAUGGUAGCAGGUUUAGAGGCACGGGUUACUAGGAUGAUGGUGGAGACAGACUAUAAACAGCUUGUUGCAAUGUUGCAGGGUGACAUGAAGAUGAAUACUUCUAUUGAGAGCAUUAUUCAUGAUAUUAAGGUACUGGCUUCUCAUGUGGGCCAGGUAUCUUUUACUUUUGUGAAUCGUAGAUGCAAUGCAGCUGCUCAUCUGGUAGCAGCACAUGUAUCUUAUAAGGAUGGGAAGCUUAAAUGA
Molecule: messenger RNA, 777 nt
Organism: Prunus avium (sweet cherry)
Lineage: Eukaryota; Viridiplantae; Streptophyta; Magnoliopsida; Rosales; Rosaceae
Molecular function (GO): nucleic acid binding; RNA-DNA hybrid ribonuclease activity
Source: RefSeq, a predicted model, not a curated record